CCUACCUUUGGUCCACGAUCAGCAGCCAUGGUCGCCUUGACUCCGGUCUUGCUCGCUGCUAGCAGUGUUGUUGGCCUCAGCCAGGCCGCCGCCGCCGCCGCCGUUGCUGCUGCUGCUCCUCAGCCUCGUGCCGUGGCGUACAAGACGUACAAAGGAGACGGGACUGUUGCUCAAGGAUGGCCCGACGUGUCUCAGUGGGCGAGCUUUGACACGAUCUGGGCCAACAACGUGGGCCCCUCUGCAGGAGCGUGCAGAUGGCUCGAGGUCGGGGCGAACUCUGACGCCGAGAACGCGGUGAUGAAGGCGGCCAUCAUGCAGGCCGGCAAGGACACGGGCCUUGACCCGCGCUUCAUCCUGGCGGCCGUGUACCAGGAGUCGUCGGGGUGCGUGCGCAUGUACACGACGCGGUCGACGACCCAGGGGUACCGCAACCCGGGGCUCCUGCAGUCCUUCAUGGGCGAGCACACGUGCAACGACCCCGUCGCGGGGAUCCCGCUACUGACGCCGUGCCCGGACGCGCAGAUCCGGGGCAUGAUCACCGACGGGGUCGGGCUGACGACGUCGGACGGGCUCAUGCAGACGGUGGCGCGGAGCAAGGCGACGGACGUGAGCCGGUACUACAAGGGGGCGCUGCUGUACAACUCGGGCGUGAUGCCGGCGUCGGGGAACCUGGGCCAGGGCCGGUCGAACCCGUGCUACUCGAGCGACAUUGCCAACCGCGUCAUGGGGUGGAUCGACGACCAGUCGCCGUGCAACCGUCGGUCUCUGAUGAUUGAUGGAUGGCCCCCCGGCCGACAGCUCUCUCUCUCUCUCUCUCCCCAACCGAGAAGGAGACGAGCCGAAGAGGACGGGACGCGAGACGGGGUCCAGAAGUGGGGGAGGGUGGUGUGGUGGUGGUUGCUGGUGCUUUGA
Molecule: messenger RNA, 912 nt
Organism: Microdochium trichocladiopsis
Lineage: Eukaryota; Fungi; Ascomycota; Sordariomycetes; Xylariales; Microdochiaceae
Exons: 2
Coding region: 28-912 (294 amino acids)
Source: RefSeq, a predicted model, not a curated record